CGCCGUCAGUGCACCUUGACCGGCUCCUCCUCCUCCUCCUGCUGCUGCCUACCUGCGUCUUUACGUGACGUCGAUUGAACGCGCAACUUUUGGACAACUUUUAUUCUUCAAAAAGAAGCAGCAGGCGAGCGGCAUUCAGCGAGCGACGAGGGCUGCUCCCCUUUCGCCCGCCACUUCCCACUCACUCAGUCCGGCUCAGCACGCCCCAAACACCGCGCGUUCCUCACCAUGGCUGCCACGGACGUGGACGUGUUUUCGAAUGAAGAGAAGCGCAGCCUCAAUCUGGGUGGCCAUGUUGGAUUUGACAGCCUCCCCGACCAACUGGUCAGCAAAUCGGUCACACAGGGUUUUUGCUUCAACAUUCUCUGCGUAGGUGAGACGGGCAUUGGCAAGUCAACGCUAAUGAACACGCUCUUCAACACCAUGUUUGAGAACGAGGAGGCCAGCCACUACCAGAACGGCGUCUACUUGCGCCCGCGGACGUACGACUUGCAGGAGAGCAACGUCCACCUCAAACUCACCAUCGUGGACACAGUUGGCUUCGGGGACCAGAUCAACAAAGAUGAUAGUUACAAGCCCAUCGUGGACUACAUCGACACUCAGUUCGAAAACUACCUGCAGGAAGAGCUGAAGAUUAAGCGCUCGCUCUUCAACUAUCACGACACUAGGAUCCACAUCUGCCUGUACUUCAUUGCCCCGACAGGACACUCGCUCAAGUCCUUGGACCUGGUGACUAUGAAGAAACUAGACAGCAAGGUCAGUAUCAUUCCCAUCAUCGCCAAAGCUGAUACAAUCUCAAAGAGCGAACUCCACAAGUUCAAAAUCAAGAUAAUGAGCGAGCUUGUGAGCAACGGCGUCCAAAUCUAUCAGUUCCCGACAGAUGACGAAGCCGUCAGCGAGAUCAACUCCUCCAUGAACGCUCAUCUGCCCUUUGCCGUGGUCGGGAGUGUGGAAGAAGUUAAAGUAGGGAACAAAACGGUGAGGGCCAGGCAGUACCCCUGGGGUGUCGUGCAAGUGGAGAACGAAAGCCACUGCGACUUUGUCAAGCUGCGGGAGAUGCUGAUUCGAGUCAAUAUGGAGGAUCUGAGGGAGCAGACGCAUGCCCGCCACUACGAGCUGUACCGACGCUGCAAACUGGAGGAGAUGGGCUUCAAAGACACCGACCCGGACAGCCAGCCCUUCAGUCUUCAGGAGACUUAUGAAGCCAAGAGGAAAGAGUUCUUGGGAGACUUGCAACGAAAAGAGGAAGAAAUGCGACAAAUGUUUGUCAACAAAGUCAAGGAGACGGAAGCAGAGCUGAAAGAGAAGGAGAGAGAGCUGCACGACAAGUUUGAGCAGCUGAAGCGCAUGCACCAGGAGGAGAAGAGAAAAGUGGAGGAGAAGCGGCGGGACCUGGAGGAGGAGAUGAACGCCUUCAACAGGAAGAAGGUGGCCGCCGAGACGCUUUCCCUCUCCCAGCCACUCAAGAAAGACAAGGACAAGAAAAACAGGUCCGUAAAGACGGAGAACCAAUCGGGUGUGAGCGCCUCCAGCUCCAAGGUGAUGAUGGCCAAGGCCAACGUGGAACCUUUGAACUGCCAAAGCUGGUGGCAGGCCAUACAGUGCUGCACUUGCUUGGUCCACAGCGCCACCUGGAAGCCCGGAGGCCUCUUCUGACGGCUCAGGGAUGGAAUGAGGUGAGGGUGGCCGUAGACCAGCAGGGCGUGGAACUGCGACGAGAGAUGAAGCAAAGCCAAACGUUAAGCGCAUGAUGUCAUUGUUGUCUCUUUGUUAUCUUCCUGGACCUCUACCGAACAUAAUCUGUGUUGUUAGGCCGGGUGAUGAAUCAUCACCACGUCACACCGUCAAUCUCAUUCACUCACUCGUUUGUAUCGUAUCGUAGGUGCAAGUGCUUUUCUGUGCUCUGACCAGCCUGAUUCAGGUCUAGAGGGUAACAAAAAAAAAAAAAGAAAAAAAAAAGGCAUUCUGGACAUCUGCUUGGUCCAAGGAUGGAAAAGGUGAACACAAUCUCUUUAGGAGCUGCUUCAUAAUAAGCCAUGUUCACGUUGUGCUCUUAAGUGGAAAUUUGUGGACUAUUUAAAUGGGGUUUUGAUUAGAAAAUCUUUAUUCUUUUGGUUGUAUUUUGCCUUCUCAAAAUGCCCCAGAGGUACGUAGAAGCACCUCAUCAUUACCAUGGUGAUGUCUGUAACAAAUUAUCCAUAUGACUGAAGAAAUCUAGGAAAAGAUUUUGUUCAGCCUCAGUGGAGAGUAUUUAUUUAAAGAUACUUAGUGGAACAGUAUAUAUAAAAAAAUG
Molecule: messenger RNA, 2293 nt
Organism: Syngnathoides biaculeatus (alligator pipefish)
Lineage: Eukaryota; Metazoa; Chordata; Actinopteri; Syngnathiformes; Syngnathidae
Gene: septin8a
Product: septin 8a
Exons: 11
Coding region: 229-1656 (475 amino acids)
Biological process (GO): cytoskeleton-dependent cytokinesis
Cellular component (GO): septin ring; cell division site; microtubule cytoskeleton
Molecular function (GO): GTPase activity; GTP binding; molecular adaptor activity
Source: RefSeq, a predicted model, not a curated record